Messenger RNA from Penicillium robsamsonii, 1482 nucleotides. Its product is annotated as putative MFS transporter. Gene Ontology annotation, cellular component: membrane. The coding region runs from base 1 to 1482 and encodes 493 amino acids. Gene Ontology annotation, molecular function: transmembrane transporter activity. Gene Ontology annotation, biological process: transmembrane transport. Lineage: Eukaryota; Fungi; Ascomycota; Eurotiomycetes; Eurotiales; Aspergillaceae. The record is from RefSeq and is a predicted model, not a curated record. The transcript is spliced from 4 exons.
AUGGGUCAAUCCGAACCCAAGGUGGUGGCACAACCUUCCGAUGAACUUGAUGAUGCUGUGGUAUAUCUCAAUGACCAUGCGGAUGUGGCGCCCAGCUCUCAAGUCGAUCUCCGGGCGCUACGUCGUAAAGUCGAUUUACAUUUGAUGCCCUAUAUGUUCUGCUGCUAUGUGCUGCAGUUUCUGGACAAGGUCAUGCUGAACUAUGCGGCUGUUAUGGGAAUUAAACAACACUUGGGACUCGUCGGAAAUGACUUUUCUAAUGUCGCGUCAUGGUUCUUCAUUGCCUACUUGAUCGCGGAGAUACCAAAUGUAUAUUGCUUGCAGAAAGUACCACCAGCCAAAUGGCUCGGAGCAAAUGUUUUCCUCUGGGGUGUCGCAGCUGCCGCUUCCGCCGGCGCCCAAGGGUAUCGGAGCUUGCUGGCAGCACGAAUUUUCCUGGGCAUCUUUGAAGCGACAGUAGGUCCAUCCCUGAUGCUCCUUAGCAGCCAGUACUACACCAGAAGCGAACAAGCUCCUCGGUUUACUGUAUGGUAUAUGGGUCUCGGUGUGGCCCAAAUUAUCGGAGGUCUCAUAUCUUUCGGCUUCCAACAUGUAACCCAUGCCUCACUUGAGGGGUGGCGGAUUAUGUUUCUUGUUCUUGGAUUAAUAACAUCUGUUGUCGGCGGUCUGACGUUUUUCUUCAUCCCGGAUACACCGAUGAAGGCACCCUGGCUAUCUGAUAACGAAAAGGUUGCCCUUCUCCAACACGUCAGCGAGAACCAGACCGGAGUGUGGAGCACGACUUUGAACCUGAAACAAAUCCGAGAGGCUGUUUGCGAUAUUCAGCUGUGGAUCCUGACUGUGAUUACGGUUUUGAUCUCCGUGUCAAGCGGUGUGGUGACAACAUAUUCGUCAACUUUAAUUGCUGGAUUUGGUUUCUCAGGCCCCAUCUCUGCCCUUCUCAAUACCCCGGGGGGCAUUAUUAGCAUUUUUUUCACACUUCUCGUCGGGUUUGGCAUCCGGAGAACUUCAAAUCGCUGGGCAUGGAAUGUACUCUGUACAAUUCCUGGAAUCAUCGGCGCAGCCCUGCUAUCCUUUCUACCGAAAAGCAACAAGGCUGGUGUCCUGAUCGGGAUUUACAUGGUCAAUGCCAUUGUGGCUACUCUUCCGAUUCUAUACCAGUGGACCAUGGCGAACUGCGCCGGACACACCAAGCGUGCAUUUGCUAGCGCACUCGUUGCUGGAUCCUUCUCGGUCGGAAACAUCAUUGGUCCACAGACAUUCCAGGCACGCGAUGCACCGGAAUAUAAACCGGCCAAGAUUGCUGUUCUUGCAACACAGGCUGCAGCAGCUGCACUCUCUAUCGUGCUGUUUGUUUAUUACAAGUGGCAAAACCGUCACAGAGAUCAGACCAAGGGCUGCGUUGAUGAGAACAUAGCCGAUGAGACCAAGUGGGCUGGUCUCACUGAUAGGGAGAAUCCUUCUUUCCGUUACGUCUACUGA